UGUUGAUACCAUUACUGCUCAGAGAUUGCUGGAGGCACAAGCGUGCACCGGAGGAACCGUAAAUCCAGAAAACAGCCGUCGGGGCUCAGUGUCCAAGAGGCGUCCCGUCAAGAUAUAAUUAAUGAUGAUAUGACUGCUAAACUCAAGCCUGCUCAGAAAGUCUUCAUUGGCUUUGAGGGUGUCAAAACUGGCAAGAAAAUGUCCCCUGCCGAAGCCAUGAAAGAGGUGUGGCUACCUUAUGAGGCAGGCCAGAGGUUUAUGGAGUUCCAAUUUGUGACCGGGGGACUUUAUGACCCUGAACUGGGUCGUAGACGAACCACAGAAGAUGCUUUGAAAAUGGGCUGGAUUGACGGUAGCCUUGCGAUGAAACUCCAAGUCAUCAGAAACCACACAAAGAAUUUAACAUGCCCCAAGAGCAAACUGAAGAUCUCUUUUAAGGAGGUUCUGGACUAUUGUCUGGUGGAAGAGAGCGCCGGGCUGAGAAAGCUACCGGCGUGGUCCGUGUCCUCCAGGGGAAUUAGCAGUCCCUACAAUUUUGCCUCUGCCCCAGGAUCCAACACAGGGUCCAGGAGUGGCUCACGCCGAAGUUCCCGAAGGAGCAGCUUGGAUUUAGGCUCCCCCACCUCCUUGUCCACCACCAGUCAUACAGUCCCUUACCACCCUCUCCACUACAUCUCAAAUGAACAAAAAAUAGAAUCCAUCUAGUCACCGCACCAGUCAUAUCAUCGUUGCUACUUUAUUGUUGACAAAUCCGAAUGGUUGUUGGUUUUUUUUUAGUUUUUGGAGAGAGAAAAUUCCAAGGGGACCGAGCAAGGUGAAUGUAUCAAACAGGCCGAGGGAAUGCUAGCAUUGGGAAGCGACAACCGGUGU
Hippocampus zosterae (dwarf seahorse) is the source of this 870-nucleotide messenger RNA. RefSeq names its product Desmoplakin-B. Gene Ontology annotation, biological process: cell-cell adhesion; intermediate filament cytoskeleton organization; wound healing. Gene Ontology annotation, molecular function: structural molecule activity. The coding region runs from base 130 to 705 and encodes 191 amino acids. The record is from RefSeq and is a predicted model, not a curated record. Lineage: Eukaryota; Metazoa; Chordata; Actinopteri; Syngnathiformes; Syngnathidae. Gene Ontology annotation, cellular component: intermediate filament; cytoskeleton; intercalated disc. The transcript has a single exon.